AUGCGCGCUAAACGAUGGAUUGUUCUAUGGUCCUUAUGGGCAAUGAGGCUGGUGAGGCAGCCAACGGUCACCGUACAAGUCAGGAGCGGGCUCCUGAGAGGCAGUAUAGCGCCUGACGGUACCCAUGCCAGUUACUUGGGGGUCCCCUAUGCGACGGUCGAUAGGAGAUUCCAGGCAUCUAAACCGGUGAAGGAGUGGAAUGGCGUCCGAGAUGCUUACGAUGAACAUAUAAGAUGUAUACAAAGAUUUACCCCGACCACCAUUUUGGGGAGAGAAGAAGACUGCCUAACCCUGAAUAUCUACACUCCCGUACACCCGUCACCACAGCAGCAGCUACGCCCGGUCAUGGUUUACAUCCACGGAGGCGGUUUCAGGGACGGAUCUGGGUCGCCGUUCCUAUACGGCCCCGAAUAUCUGGUUAAGCACGGGGUCAUCCUUGUGACGCUAAACUAUAGAUUGGAAAUAAUCGGGUUCCUCUGUUUGGGAAUCAAGGAAGCUCCAGGUAACGCAGGCUUGAAGGACCAAGUGCAGGCUUUAAAGUGGGUUAGAGACAACAUCAGAGCUUUCGGCGGGGAUCCAGACUCAAUAACGUUGUUCGGCGAGAGCGCCGGAUCGGCGUCCGUUUUCUAUCACUUGCUGUCGCCGAUGUCGAAGGGCCUGUUCCAUAGGGCGAUAAUGCAGAGCGGCUCCGCCAUGUCUCCGUGGAGUUUCCAGUUCGAACCCCUGGAAACGGCCAGUGCGUUGGCGCGACAACUAGGAUUCGAGACUCACGAACCGUACGAGUUGUACCGCAUUUUCACGAACACUUCUGCCCAGAAGUUGCUCAGUACUCGUGUCCCUCGGACCCUCGGUGACCUGGUGCUGUCAGAGAAUAUAUUCGUGCCGUGCGUGGAGAAAGAAAUAGCAGGUGAGGAUCAAUUUCUCACAGACUUUCCGUACUAUUUAUUUUCUCAAGGAAGUUAUAGUAAGGUACCUAUGAUCGUCGGAUACAAUAAUGCGGAGGGAUAUAUGUUCGCUGGCAAAGAGAACGAGACGACGCUUUCAAAUAUGAACUUCCACAAUUCACUGCCAAGGGAUUUGAGUUUCCCUUCCACAGAAGAAAGAAGAAGAGUUGCAAAGAAGUUUGAAGAGAUCUACAUGGGCGACGAGAAGAUUUCUAAGAAAACUAUUUUGAAAUUCGCAAAGUACGAAGGUGAUUCGGGGAUUACCUACCCAGUGACCGCGACAAUAGAUAUGCUAUUGAGGAAUUCUACCUACCCCAUAUAUACAUACAGAUUCAGUUACGACGGUUGGAUGAAUAUCGUAAAACAGUUGUACGGAUUUCGGGGGGCACCGGGCGCAACUCACGCCGACGAACUGUUCUAUAUAUUCAAGCUUAAACUGAAUUUGGUACAGUCUCUCCUGGAAUUGGAUAUGGUCGAGAGGAUGAGUACCAUGUGGACCAAUUUUGCGAAAUUCGGAGACCCGACGCCGGCUGCAGAGAGAUUACUGUCAACAAAAUGGCCGCCGACCCGCAGGAAAGACCCGCGCAUUCUCGUCAUAGAUAAAAAACACAAAACGGCGCCACUGUGGGACGGCGAAACUUUAUUGUUUUGGAACGAAACGUACUCCAAAUACAGGCGGAAAAGU
Molecule: messenger RNA, 1629 nt
Organism: Iphiclides podalirius (scarce swallowtail)
Lineage: Eukaryota; Metazoa; Arthropoda; Insecta; Lepidoptera; Papilionidae
Source: the annotation of a GenBank genome assembly